UCAGCGCGGCGCGAGAGAUGGCGCUGCGGCAGGCGCACUUUCAGCGAGUUUCGAUCCAGCAGAAGCAAGCCAGUCAAGCCGCUCUGGUUCGCCACGCUCAGUGCUAUCCUAGUACUGCGUGGAGACCCAAGACUUCACCUCUUGUGCGCGAAGAUGACGAACUUCUCGAGGAAAGCGAGCAGCUCGUCUAAUCACCACGCCUCUGUCAUCGCAUCUUAGCGAAGACUCCCAGCACCAACACCACCACCGCCAACUACACCUCCUCCACCACCAAACACCACCACCACUCGCCAACUACACCCGAGCAGCAGCCCUCCGCACGCCCCUCCCCUCCGCAGCCGCCGCAGCCGCCGCACCCCGCAAGACAGAACCGGCCGGUUGCAACGACUCCUCCGUGACUUGAAGCAGUUGCCGGCCAGCCCGCCGCUCCUCCUCGCCGCCUCCGCGCCUCGUCCUCGUCCAGCCGGCCCUCGCUCAGCACCGCCUGAGCACCCGGCCUGAGCCUAGCCGCUCGCAGGCGGUGCAGGCCCAGCAGUGCCAUGGGGAAGUCACCGCGCCCGCCCCGAGCGCCCUCCGCGGCCAAGCUUCGGACUGAAACGGGGUAGUGGGCCCUGCCGCGGGGCCCCGCCAAGCUCUCCAGCCCCGCGGGGGUGCAGGCCCUGCAGGCCUCGGCCGCUCGUGUGCGCAUCUGUGAUAAUGUAUUAAAGUUGUACCAGAGUCUAUUUUUGGCACGUGUGUCUGAGAGUGUGUAUGUCUUAGUUAGCGUAGGGAGCGGGUGGAGCGAGAAAGGGCUAUUUUAACGGUGUGAAUGAGUAGUGCCAGUGUGAGGGUUUAGGAAUAAAGGGGGUUUACGUUUAAGUCCGGCUGAGGUGAUUUUUUUUUUCGGUGGUCGCAAAUACUCGGAGAGAGUCCAUCUCUGUCGUGCAUGUCUCAGUGAGGGUAGAAGGGACAAUGAUCGAGCCGUACGCGCCUGAGAUGCUAUGGCUCAUCAUCGUGGGCUUCUUCGUGGCCUUCGUCUUGGCGUUCGGCAUCGGCGCCAACGACGUGGCCAACUCGUUCGGCACCUCCGUCGGCUCCAAGGUGCUCACCGUGAGGCAGGCCUGCGUCCUGGCGACCAUCUUCGAGAUCGCAGGCUCCGUCCUCAUAGGCUACAAAGUGUCGGACACCUUGCGCAAGGAUCUGCUGGACCUGUCCAUGUACGAGGAUGACGAGUACGAACUGCUCCUGGGGUGUCUCAGUUCACUCUUGAGCAGUGCCCUGUGGCUCCUGCUAGCGACCUUCUGCAAGCUGCCCAUCUCAGGCACCCACAGCAUUGUAGGGGCCACUGUUGGCUUCUCGUUGGUCUGUCGGGGCACCCAAGGCCUCCGCUGGACAACACUGGGGAUGAUUGUGGCGUCAUGGUUUAUUUCCCCAGUUUUGUCUGGUAUGGUUUCAGUGGCCUUUUACAAGGUGAUCGAUAAUUUCAUUCUACAAGCUUCCCAGCCUUUUAAACCAGCUCUGAGGGCAAUGCCUCUGUUCUACGGUUUCACUGUUAUUGUCAAUGUGUUUUCCAUAGUUCAUAAUGGGCCGAGAUUGUUUCACUUCGAUAAGAUCCCAUUAUGGGGUGCACUAUUGGCAAGUUUUGGGAUUGGAAUCUUUGUAUCUUUAAUGGUACAAAUUUUCUUGGUACCUUACCAAAGGAAGGCCAUCUUGGGGAGUCUUGAUCAAUCACGCAAAGAUCGAAGCCGAGGAGUUAGCUUUACUUUCGGAGGAUCAACAGAUUCUUCAAGAGAUCCGAGCCCUAGACCAUCAAGGAACAUGUCAGCAGAGGAUCUUCAUCAUUCUUCUUUGCCUAUGAUAAAAGAAGGAAAUGAACUCUCUAUGCCUUCCAAUAAUGAAGCGGCCCCUUCCACUCACAGUGCUCAGCACACUUAUAGAUUCAGCAUUGGAAACACCACAGCAAAGGCUAAUGGCUAUUCACUGGCCGAAACAACUUUAAACAAUGCACUGAUAGGAGGCUCAGAGACCCAGAAAGGUACUGACCGUCAAUUGGGGCUGCCUGGGAGUGGCCAAGUUACUCCAGCUUAUGGGCUUUCUCCGAACAGCAGUGCUGUACCUUUGAUCAGAGAAAAGUUGCCAGAGUCUUUGAAACUGAUGGAAGAGGGUGGCAAUGGCAAGGCGUCCGGAGUUGAUGAUGAACCUGUAGAAGUUGCCAAGACUUUCUCAUUCCUUCAGAUUCUUACUGCUAUUUUUGGUUCUUUUGCCCAUGGAGGAAAUGAUGUCAGCAAUGCCAUUGGUCCUCUUAUAGCCAUGUGGCUAAUAUACCAUGAUGGCUCUGUACGCCAAGCUUCUGAGACACCUCUGUACAUCCUCCUCUAUGGUGGACUUGGAAUAACAACAGGAUUGUGGCUGUGGGGUAGGAGAGUCAUACAAACAAUUGGGGAAGAUCUUACCAAAAUAACAGCCACUGAGGGAUUCACCAUUGAAAUUGGUGCUGCAUUUACAGUCCUCCUCGCGUCCAAAAUAGGGAUUCCAAUCAGCACAACACAUUGUAAAGUAGGGUCAGUUGUGUUUGUUGGUCUGGUGUCCUCCUCUUCAUCAGGUGUUGAUUUGAAAUUAUUUCGGAACAUUAUAUUUGCUUGGCUGGUGACAGUGCCAGCAGCAGGUGGAUUAAGUGCCCUCUUUAUGUUUCUGUUCCGUUCAUUCUUACUUUAAACUGCAUUUGGUGACUGUCUAUACUUCUGCUCAGCUCUGCUACUGACUUCUGCUCACAAUUAUUUCCAAAGUCUGUCACUUGCUUUUCUGAUUGUAUCAGUUUCAUGUUUAUGAAAGAAGCAAACAAUUAUGGUUUACUUAUGAAUGUAUUUCAAUUGUGUUUUGCUGUUAAGAGUCACAUUCGGGUCAAUUUUGUUUUCAAGAGAGGAAUAACAUUGUCUCAGCACGAAACUGGUUAAAUGUGGAAUGGAAAUCCCUUAACUAAAACUUCUUGUUAUGUGGAUCUGUGAAGAAUAUGACUUAUGGAAAGCUGCUAAUACACUACUUAUCUGCAAUGAGCCUCUAAAAAAAAUAAUUAAAACUAAAUAGUAGUAUCCCAUUUUGCUCAGCCUCUGUCCAAGGCAUAGGGGGAUUCUUUUGAAUGUUUAGUCGUUCUUCUAGAAUAAUAAAUCUGUGUUUGAUUGUUAAAAGCUGUUACUUGUCACAUGUUCACCAGACAAGGAAGUAUAUAUUGUAUAGCCAUUAUGGAAUGUGUUGUCUUGGAGAAAGUUGUAACUAUUAGAUUUUGCAGAGCUUUACCCAGAAGUGAUUUGUUUGAUUUGCAGUUAUGAUCCAUCCUUUUAAAUUCUUAACAAAUUGUACCAUAGAUGCAUAUUUGUUGGUUUACAUUUUUCUUAACAAUAAAAUACAGUAAAAGCUAGUUGGUUGCAUGACCAAUAGCUGGUUUUCAGUUGUAUGCAUCUAAAACUCAGCUUUCUUAAAGUUAAAAUGAUCUGUAGUAUCAUCUUGAGGCCAUAUUUGAAUACCAUUGAAUUUUGGGUUGACCCACAGCAGCAACUAUUCUUCAUAAAAGUCCCAACUCUCCUUCCUAGACAAAUUAUUUUUAAAAAAUUGUAUGAGAGAACUAGGGUAAAGACUUAAAAGCACCUUUUUGACCAUAGCACUUCAAAAUCCUGUUGUCAAUUUUCCUUUGUUGAUAUGAGUCACUGGACUUUCACUGUUGAUUGCAUCACACUUUUCCAUAAAUUACUAUCUUGGUCAAUUUAAUUGUGAUAAUUUCUGUUUUGAGUUGAUCAUCAGAGGAAGUUGGGACAUGUCCACAAGUUGGAUGUGACUAUUUGUUCUUUUUUCAUAAACUAAGCUUCAGAUACUUGUACAUUCUACCACGUGAACUUUAGAUUGUAAAAUUAACUAACCCUCCAUAUAGAAUGCCCAGAGUUGUGCAACUGCGGUGUAUUUGAGUUUUUGUAGGGAAAAAAUGAAGUGUCCUAGGAUGGUUACUGUCCUGACAGUUACAUUUGUUGUUCUGAUGCCAAAGUAAUGGUUGUCAGAUUUUAAGACAGGCUGAUCUGAAGUAGGGUCCUCAAGAUUAAGGACUCUAACCUGAAGCAUGCCCUUCUGUCAUUGUGAUUAUUCUUUCUAUUCCAUGGUGUUAAGCAUCUCAAGAUGGAAAUGAAAAUGUACUGAGUAGAACUGAGAAAAUAAAUAUGGUGAUGGUUUAAUAAA
Messenger RNA from Thrips palmi, 4200 nucleotides. RefSeq names its product sodium-dependent phosphate transporter 1-B (gene NaPi-III). Gene Ontology annotation, biological process: phosphate ion transmembrane transport. The record is from RefSeq and is a predicted model, not a curated record. Gene Ontology annotation, cellular component: membrane. Lineage: Eukaryota; Metazoa; Arthropoda; Insecta; Thysanoptera; Thripidae. The transcript has 16 exons. The coding region runs from base 952 to 2694 and encodes 580 amino acids. Gene Ontology annotation, molecular function: phosphate transmembrane transporter activity.